Messenger RNA from Trichoplax adhaerens, 1338 nucleotides. RefSeq lists its product as uncharacterized. The transcript has 11 exons. Lineage: Eukaryota; Metazoa; Placozoa; Uniplacotomia; Trichoplacea; Trichoplacidae. Gene Ontology annotation, molecular function: protein binding. Bases 1 to 1338 code for a protein of 445 amino acids. The record is from RefSeq and is a predicted model, not a curated record.
AUGGCUGAAUUUGAUGAAAAACAAUUUAGCCAGAAAUUAGAAACUGCUGAGAAAUCUUUGCAGGAAUUAUAUCAUAUGAGAGACCACUUCUUUGAGCUAUAUCCCGUUAAGCUCUCGGAUAAAAAGUAUUCUAUGCUCCGAGAAAAGAUGUCUGCUCUUAUAGCAAUUAUCGAUCAGAUUCAAGAGCAAACCGACUUUAGACUGCAAUCGAAAGAAUAUAAAUUUAAAUGUAGUUACAUUAAAGGCAAAGCUCUCAAUGUGUUGCCCGAUUAUAGUGACGAAGCUGAAAAAGCUUCAUCUUUAGCUGUUAAAUUAGAUCCCACCAGUAUCGAUGCUUGGAAUAAUUUAGGAGAAUGUUAUUGGAAGAAAAAAAAUAUGGAGGCUGCUAAAAAUUGUUUUAAUGAUGCGAUAACGAGAUCUAGAAACAAAGAUUCUCUACGAAGAUACUCAAUGGUACUGAGGCAGCUGGGCAGUGAUACCUCGGAAAAAUUUAAAAAUAUUUGCGAAUCUGUCGAUAUUGCAAAAGAGGCAGUUUCUCUUGAUGUCUCCGAUGGCAACUCAUGGCUCGUACUUGGUAACGCCUAUCUUGCUCGCUUUUUUGCUGGUGGCCAAUCACCGAAAAUACUGCAGCAGUCAUUAAGCUCAUAUUCUCAAGCUGAUAAAGAUUCAUCAACGGCCCUCUGCUCGGAUUUACAUUUUAAUAGAGCAACUGUAUAUAAAUAUCAAGAGGAGUAUCAAAAAGCCAUGGAAGGAUACGAUCGCGCUUUACAAUUAGAACCAACGUGGACUCAAUGUAAAGAGCGUUUGGAAGACAUAACAUCUUAUCUUAAGAAAAUUAUGGAAUUUAUUGAGACCAAGGGUAAAAUUAAGCAAAAAAGGUUAACCGCGAUGCUCCAGUCUUUGACCGAGAAAAGCCUCGGUCCUUUCGCAGGUGGCAAUUAUAGUAGUCCAUCUGGAAAAACAAUUAAGUUAAAUCAUAUUCCCAUAUCUGGUAUACGUCCCGGUAUUAACAACGAAACAGUAAUUUCUGGUAAAAUAUUAGGGAUAAUAUCGUAUAUUGAACCGGUUCCUUAUGUAUUUAUUAUGGCUGAUUCUGAGUGCGAUAUCGUGGCCGUGUCUGUAUAUAAUCUGGCAUCAAAUGCAUCAUUCAACAUUGGGGAUGCAGUUGCUAUACCGGAACCAUACGUCCAGACUAAUGAUUUUAGUUUUCGCGAGCAGCAUUUUAAAUUUGUAGGGGUUCGUGUAGAAAAUCCAGUUGUCAUGGUAGUGAAUGGUAAAAAACUGCAUAGAAACAGCCUCUCUCCAAUGUUUUUAUCAAUUACUUCCAAAAGCGAGUGA